AUGCCUGAAAAUGAUACAAGUUUAACUAACAGAAAUGAUAAUGAAAGAAAAUGUCGUUUUUGGACGAUUCGAUGCUAUUUUUUAUUGUUAUGUUUAAUUGUGUUAUGUCAAUCAAUGAUAACAUCUGGUUAUAUAGGUUCAAUCGUAUCAUCAAUAGAAACUUAUUAUGGAUUUUCCACUGAACGUUUAGGAAUAGCAUUUAGUAGUUAUGAUAUAAUUGGUGUUCUAUCAAUACCAUUAAUAUCAUAUAUUGGUUCGCAAUAUAAUCGAGCGAAAAUUGUUGCUUUAGGAGCUUUUCUAUUUUCAAUUGGAAAUAUUCUUUUUAUUUUACCUUAUUUAAUCAAUGGUUAUCAUAAAGAAAUAGUUGAUAAUUCAACAAAUGAAACAUCGUAUUAUUUAUGUUCAGAAAAUUUAACAAAUCAUUCAGAAAAUAUUUAUUUCUUAUCAUUUAAUUCAAUAUUUAAUUAUUUAAUACCAAAUUCAAUUAAUAAUAAAAUAUCAAAUAAUAUAAUUGAAAGUCAACCAUCAUGGACUUAUUAUAUAAUUAUUUUAUCAAUGAUUAUAAUGUCUAUUGGUGCAAGUCCUUUUUAUACAUUAGGAAUAACAUUUUUAACUGAUCAUCUUAAUAAAGAUGAUCAACCGAUUUAUACAAUGGGAGCAUUAGGACCUGCUAUUGGUUUUUUAAUUGGUUCACUAUUUGUAUCUCAAUGGAUAAAUAUUGGUGCUGAUAAAAAUCUCGAUGGAAUAACAAAAAAUGAUCCUCAAUGGAUUGGACGUUGGUGGGCAGGAUUUAUUUUAUCAUCUUGUUUAUUAAUAUUAUUUUCAUUUGUACUUUUUACAUUUCCUUCUCAUCUCCAACAAAAUAAGAAUCAGAUAAUUGAAUCAUAUGAAUCAGCUUGUGAUCUUAAUCAAGCUUCAAGAGAAAAUUAUCAAAUCAGAUCAUUAUGUCAUUUGUCAAAUAUUAAAGCAAUAUUCAAUAGUAUAAUGGAUCUUGUUAAGAAUUUAACAUAUAUUUUAAUUGUUUUGAUUAAUUCAGUAGAAAAUAUUCUUGUUGUAUCAUUCACAACAUUUAUGGUUAAAUAUAUUGAAUCAGUAUUUAAUAUCUCAUCAUCAUUAUCAAGUAUAUUAACUGGUUCAAUUGUUGUUCCAGCAGCUGUAUUUGGAACAAUAACAGGAGGAUAUUUAAUUCGUCGUUAUCAUAUGAAUAUAUUUCAAUGUAUUCAAUUUAUUCUAAUAUCUUGUUUUAUAUCUUUAAUAGCUCUAUUAUCAAUUAUUUUUAUUAAAUGUAAAUCAAAUAUUAAAUAUCAAAGUGAUAGUCAAUGUUCUCAAUUUUGUAAUUGUUCUCCUUAUAUUUAUCAACCAGUUUGUUUUCAACAACAAAUAACUUUUCUUUCGUCAUGUUAUGCGGGCUGUACAUCUGUUAAUGGAACAGAAUAUUCAAAUUGUACAUGUGUACCAUUGGGAGAUAAAGUUUUUGAAGGUUCAUGCGAAAAAUUUUGUUCAUUAGAAACAUUCUUAUUUUUAAUAAUAUUAUUUCUUGUUACAUAUUUUGAAACAUUAAUGGCAACCCCACAAUUAAUCAUUGUAUUACGUUCAGUUCGACAUGAACUUCAAUCAUUUAGUUUAGGUUUACAAAAUUGUAUUAUGAAAAUCAUAGCUCAAAUCCCAGCACCUAUUUUAUUUGGAAUAAUUAUUGAUAAUCAAUGUUUAUUUUGGUCAGAAUCAACAUAUCAUCGGCGUGGUUCAUGCUUUAUUUAUAAUGGAAAUAGACUUCCAUUUACAUUAUUUGGUACAGCAAUUAUUAUUAAAUUAAUUUCAUUAACUCUUAUUAUUAUUUUAUUUUCAAUUACAUUAAAACGAAAUAAAAUACAAAAUAUUUCUUUCUCAACUGAAGAACAAGAAAAUCUUUUAAAUAAAUAA
Rotaria sp. Silwood2 is the source of this 1920-nucleotide messenger RNA. The record is from the annotation of a GenBank genome assembly. NCBI's taxonomy places the organism in Eukaryota, Metazoa, Rotifera, Eurotatoria, Philodinida, Philodinidae.